AUUGGUUGCUUGUGCUCUUAUAGCAUCCCACCUCAGGGUAAAAUAGUCAGCUCCUGGCUAUUAUCUAACAGUGACGGAUAUUUCCCAUUCAGUUUGGAAUCGUUACUCUUGCGUUAACGUUCAUUGUUAUAUUUGUACAGCUAGGGGCACUUCUGUUUUGUUUUUUUUGCUCGAGUUGCUGCGGUUGGUGUCGAUAGAACAGAGAUGAGUAGUCCGGAUGCGGGUUACGCCAGUGACGAUCAGACCCAGACUAGGUGCGCGAUGUCAGUCAUGAUGCCUGGGAUGACACACUGUCAGUGGGCAGACCCCCUGAGCCCUCUCGGGGACACCAAAGUGAAGAGCGAGUCGUGCGCUACCAGCUCCGGGAACCAGAACCGUGGAAAGACUGAGCCGCGGAUCCGGCGACCCAUGAAUGCGUUCAUGGUGUGGGCAAAGGAUGAGCGCAAGCGCCUGGCACAACAAAAUCCGGACCUGCACAAUGCGGAGUUGAGCAAAAUGUUGGGGAAGUCGUGGAAAGCCCUUCCUGUGUCCGAAAAGCGCCCCUUUGUAGAGGAGGCUGAAAGGCUCCGGGUCCAGCACAUGCAGGACCACCCUAACUACAAAUACCGACCCCGGCGGAGGAAGCAGGUGAAGAGGAUUAAGCGUCUGGACUCAGGGUUCCUGGUUCAUAGUGUGUCCGACCACCAGAGCACCUCCCGAGUGUGUAUGGAGGGCCUGGGGCUGGGUUACCACCACGAGCAUGGCUACCAGGUGUCGACUCAGUCCCUCGGGCACUACCGCGACGCCCAGGCCCUCGGGGGGGCUUCCUACGAACCCUACAGCCUGCCCACCCCCGACACCUCCCCACUGGAUGCCGUGGAAUCAGACUCCAUGUUCUUCCCCGGCCACUCUCAGGAGGAGUGCCACAUGAUGCCUGCGUACGCCUACCACUCCCAGGGGGCAGAGUACACGCCUCAGGACCCUCACUCCAACCAGCACGCCAACCACAUGCUCCACAGACACCUCUCCUCCACUACUGAGCAGCAGCAAGGCCACCAGGCUGGCCCCAUGCCCCCCUCCUUCAACCAAUUGGCUAUGUACUACAGCCAGCAUUGUAGCCCCAGUCACCCCAAGCGACACCCAGGACAUGGGACAGGACAGCGCUCCCCUCCCCCAGACUCCCACCCAGCGGACCCGGUGGAGCAGAUGCAUCCAUCAGAGCUGAUAGGUGAGGUGGACCGGAGUGAGUUUGAACAGUACCUGAACUCCUCCAGACCUGGGGACAUGACAGGCCUGUCUUAUGGGGCACAUGAGGACAACAUGCAGGGACCUGAGAGCCUGAUAUCCUCUGUGCUCUCUGAUGCCAGCACAGUGUUCUACUGUAACUACACCUCCUAACCUCCUGGUCCUCCCUGUCUCUAUCUACUACUGAAGCUAUUACAGCACAUAACCUGACCUCAAAUGUCUCUUUCUGUCUCCUGACACUAUUUCUGUCUUCUCUCUUUCUCUCUCUCUCUCUUUCUCUCUCUAUCUCUCCCUCUCUGUCUCCCUUUCUCUUUAUGUCUUUCUCUUUCAUUCUGUUACAAUUGAAGGCCAGUGGGAACAGUGGGAUCUCUUUAAUUUGAGGGUUCAAAUUCAGUAUGUUAUUUUCUUUUUGUGUGAAGGGCGUUCAAUGUGUAUCACUGUAUGAGCUAAGAAGCCAUAGUAUGACAUCUGAAUUGUAAUGAUGAUUGUUCACACAUUGGUUUGGAUUUUCUCUUUGUUCUGAAGAGUAAUAUAAAUACAUUUUCUGAUAAUAAAUCAUGUACAGUUACUAUUUGAACGUAUGUAUUUUAUGUAUAGCUGUUUUAUACUUUUGCACUUUUGAAAAAUAAAGUUUUGAACCAAAAUAUA
This is a messenger RNA of Oncorhynchus kisutch (coho salmon), 1872 nucleotides long. Its product is annotated as transcription factor Sox-17-alpha-A-like. The record is from RefSeq and is a predicted model, not a curated record. The transcript is spliced from 2 exons. Gene Ontology annotation, cellular component: nucleus. Bases 205 to 1377 code for a protein of 390 amino acids. Gene Ontology annotation, biological process: negative regulation of canonical Wnt signaling pathway; heart development; endoderm formation. NCBI's taxonomy places the organism in Eukaryota, Metazoa, Chordata, Actinopteri, Salmoniformes, Salmonidae. Gene Ontology annotation, molecular function: DNA-binding transcription activator activity, RNA polymerase II-specific; RNA polymerase II cis-regulatory region sequence-specific DNA binding.